AAUGGACCCACAUCAAAUAUGUAAGUAAUUACAAGAAGAGUAUUUUAAAGAGAAUGAUGCUGUAAACAAUUUGAUUUCUAAAAGAGCUGAGAAAUCGUGUGUCUGAGAUGGAGGCCAAGAAUGCUGAAUAUCAAGAUUAAAUUGAAGGAUUGAAAUAAAUAAUUGAAGAAAAAGAUGCCAAAAUUAAACAAUUAGAGGAUACAUUAGCUAAUUUACAAAAUAAACCAAUCAAAAAAACCAUAUAAAAGAAGAAAGAUAAGAAGCCAACUAAAAAGUGAU
Messenger RNA from Paramecium pentaurelia, 279 nucleotides. The record is from the annotation of a GenBank genome assembly. NCBI's taxonomy places the organism in Eukaryota, Ciliophora, Oligohymenophorea, Peniculida, Parameciidae.